Messenger RNA from Vavraia culicis subsp. floridensis, 1035 nucleotides. RefSeq lists its product as uncharacterized. Gene Ontology annotation, cellular component: membrane. The transcript has a single exon. The record is from RefSeq and is a predicted model, not a curated record. NCBI's taxonomy places the organism in Eukaryota, Fungi, Microsporidia, Pleistophoridae. Gene Ontology annotation, biological process: zinc ion transmembrane transport. Gene Ontology annotation, molecular function: zinc ion transmembrane transporter activity. Bases 1 to 954 code for a protein of 317 amino acids.
AUGACUGAUUUUCUGAUCCUCUCAACGCUCAUAUUCAUCACGUCCCUGAUUCUGUGUUUAAUACCACGCUCACUCAACAGAGUGGACAAUAUAAAGAAAUUCUAUCCACACAUAACGGUGUUUGCUGCCGGCUUUAUGUUAGCGAUGCUGCUGCUCGACUUUAUCCCCCAUGUUGCUGGUAUAUGCAAGCACGGCAGUGGUUCAAAACACGUUGCCCACCAUUCAAUCGAUGAGUGCGAGAACCCGCAGAGCUGUGAUCAGCACCAAAACGAUACCAAGAAACACGAUGACCAUCAUGACCAUUCCCAUUCGCACGGAUUCUUUGGGCCGAAUCUGGGCUUUCUUAUCGCUGGCUGUGCAUUUAUUUUUCUAUUGAGCAUCGAUUCAAUCGUGCUCCACCACUCCCAUUGUGACAACGACCAGAUCGUACAAAUGAAUGACGGCCUCAACCACGGUGCCCAUGGACAUUCGCAUGCUCAUGAUCAGAUUGGAACGUGCAACACCAGCGCAAUCAAGGAAACAAAAUCAAAAGUACAGGCAAUCAUCUUCAUACUUGCGCUCUCGCUGCACUCGUUGUUUGAGGGUCUUGCAAUCAACAAGCAGCGCACUUUCGGCAUAUUUGAGGUCGGAAUCAUCGUGCACAAAAUGCUUGAAUCGUUUGCACUCGGCUUCACCGUGCACAUGGCAGAAUUCUCCUUUGCGUAUUCAAUUGUUCUGAUCACGGUGUAUUCCAUGCUCACACCUCUAGGAAUGGCGAUCGCGUAUCUCUUGCCGUGUAAUAAGCUUCUUAGCACGGCGUGCAAUGGCCUGGCACUUGGCAGCAUACUAUUCAUCGUCUGUGUGGAGAUGAUCCCGCCAAAUUUCCACAGCAAAUCAAGCGAUCUGACGAAAAUCGCCUCGUUAGCCACCGGGUAUGUUUUGACAGCUGUUAUAAUUCAUUUUAUGCAUUGCUAGAGCAGUUCAAAUAAAGCAUUAUGAUUUUACCGGCACUAUGUUUUCAAUUUUAGCAGUUCAAGUAAAGCAUUAUGAUUUUAC